AUGGCCGUGGCGGCGGCUGAGAAGGCCGUGAGGUGCCUCGGCCGGGGCUUCGACAUGACGUGCGACAUGAGGCUCAAGUACUGCAAGGACGCAGGCGGGUGCCUCGUCGAGAGGAGCGGCGUCGAGACGGCGCCGCUCGCCGUGCCCGGCGUCGGGACCAUCGGCGGCGUGCCCGUCGACGUUAAGUGCGGCAAGGGCGACCGUGUCCGGCUCAAGUCCGGCGUGCUCGAGUUCAACAAGAUGUCGGAGCUGUUCAACCAGCGGAGCUCGGUGGAGGGGAAGAUCCCGUCGGGGCUGUUCAACGCCUGCUUCGACCUGGACAGCGGCUCCUGGGCGCAGGACGCGGCCGCCACCAAGUGCCUCGCAAUGGACGGCUACUUCAUCUCCCUCUUCGACCUCCGCCUGGACCGCCGCCCGCUCGCGCUCGCCGACCACGUCCGCCGCGACGUCCCGGCCGCCUGGGACCCCGCCGCCAUCGCCAGGUUCAUCGAGAAGUACGGGACGCAUGUGGUGGUGGGGCUGAGCAUGGGCGGCCAGGACGUGGUGUACGUGAAGCAGGACGGGUCGUCGGCGCUGCCGCCGUCGGAGAUCAAGGAGCAUCUCGACAGGCUCGGCGACCAGCUCUUCACCGGCGCCUGUGCCAUGCCUCCCCUCCGCUGCAAGUCCAAAGACAGGCUCAAGAUGCCAGAGGCCUUCAACGUGUUCGACGCCCAGGUAGCGCAGCAGCGGCUUCAAGCAGGGAUCACCACGCUGGUCUCCUCCAAAGAGGGCGUGACGGUCAUAUACUCCAAGAGGGGAGGCAACACGACAGUGGGCAGCCACUCUGAAUGGCUGCUCACCGUGCUGGCGACGCCCGACGUGAUCAACAUCAAGGCUGUGCCCAUCACCUCCCUCGUCAAGGGCGUGCCUGGCGCCGGCUACCUUUCUCACGCCAUCAACCUCUACCUCAGAUAUAAGCCUCCUGUAGCUGACCUCAAGUACUUCCUGGAUUUCCAGCAUCACAAGAUGUGGGCGCCGGUGUUCGGCGAGCUGCCGCUCGGCCCAUGCUCCAACCGGCAGGGCUCCAGCCCGGCGCUUCAUUUCAGCCCGUUGAGUUCUAAGCUCUAUGUCAGCCCAAGUCAGGUGAUUGCCCCUCGAUUGCCAGUCACUGGGAUGCGGCUGCACCUGGAGGGCAAGAAACACAACCGGUUAGCCGUCCACCUGCAGCACCUAUCGACCACCCCGACGUUCAUCGCCGCCGCGCGGCACGACAAACCUCCGGUGUGGCGAGGUUCGGACGCUGCCUCCGGCUCCGACGACAGGUACUACAAGCCGGUCCAGUGGCGGAUGUUCGCGCGCGUGUGCACCGCGCCGGUCAAGUACGACACAGGGUGGCGCGGCGCCGGCGCCGGCGACCGCGACCGCGACCUCGACCGGAGCGCGGCCUGCGUCGUCACGGGCGCGCAGCUCCACGUCGCGGCGCACGACGCCACCGACGUGCUGCACCUCAGGCUCCUCUACGCGGAGCUCCCCGGCUGCUCCGUCGUGCAGUCCAGGUGGGCGCAUGGCGCGGCGAGGCUGUCCGGGAAGUCCAGCAGCUUCCUGUCGGGCGCCUCCUCCGCGGGGUCUUCCGGUCGUGGCAGUGGCAGUGGCGGAUCGCAGAAGGAGAGACAGCAGCCGGGUAAGCCGCCGGAGGGCGUCGUCAACAUCAACUCCGGCGUGCUCGCCGGCGGGCCGCCUGUGCCGGUCGCCGCGCAGAAGAUGCUCAGGCUCGUGGACACCUCGCAGGUGACCAUGGGGCCCCAGGACAGCCCCGGGUACUGGCUCGUCACCGGUGCAAGGCUCGACGUCGACAACGGGAGGAUCUCGCUGCACGUCAAGUUUUCCCUGCUUGCCCCGGCUUCCUGA
This is a messenger RNA of Miscanthus lutarioriparius, 1887 nucleotides long. Lineage: Eukaryota; Viridiplantae; Streptophyta; Magnoliopsida; Poales; Poaceae. The record is from the annotation of a GenBank genome assembly.